UCUCCUUUGGACUCUGAAGGCGGGCGGGUGUGUGCAAGAGAGGGGGAUGGGUGUGUGCCUCUCUCCUCCCCAAAAGCCAGUGCAUGGGAAGCCAAAGCAGAAAGACCUCCAGGGGGCUGUAUGGCCAGAGGCAGCAGGGUGCACUGCCCCUUUAAGAGAGGGCUGGGACAUGGGGGACCUUUAAGGAACAGACGGGAGAACAAUUUGUGGCUUAUGCUCUGCUCCUUUAAGGAGGGGAGGAGGAGGAAGGUGUGCCGCUCCCACUCGCCUCCCCUGCUCUUUAAGAGUCUGAUGCCCUCAGCCGACACUGGGUGGCAGCAGCAGGAGGGAGGCCUGGCAGGGAGAAGGGGUGUUUGGGCUGGAUUCCAGGUUUUUUUAUGGUCCAGAAUAUGUACACAUCUCCCUCCACAGGGGUCCCCCAGUGUGGAUGGAAGGUUUGCACAGAGACCAAGGGGGACUCGCGGCUAACGUGGUGGUUAUUGCAUUGUGCAUCACAUAGUGGGGGAUCUGCUCCCCAUCAGAGCCCUGCCACUGCCCCUUUGUCUCUUUUCCUUUACCUCACCCUCUUCUCUAUUUUCCACCUCUGCAUUUCCUCCCCUGCAGCAGCUCCCAGUUCCCACCUCUGGAGGGCACAACUCCCCCCCGCCCCCAUUUCCCAUUCCAUCCAGCCCUGGAAUAGCGAAUAUUGCCGUAAAAGUGUUUUCAUUGGGCUUUAAAGCUGACACCCCAGUGAGAUUAGUAGGGGGCAGGGCUGUUCACCCCUUGGAGUUAUUGUUUAAGGCUGUCUGCAGACUCAGGCAGACCUUGUGCCUUCUCUGUGCACUCUGGCCCAUUUUAUUUCUGAAGCCAGGAGGGCUAGAAACAUACUUUAAAUGAACCCCACAAUUCUGCACAGCCUGAACAUGCGUCAUGUGGGCCACACCAAUACUGCACGAGGCUGGAUCUGGCCUGCAGGCUCCAUGUUGGAUGCCCCUGGUAUAGAAAGAGUCAGGGACCUCCCUGCUGCUGAAGCCCUUGGGAAGGAGAGAUAAAAGAAUGUUUCUUUCUCCUGAGUGAUGCCCCCAACUGCUCCCAAGAAGCCCUUCUCCGUGCUGCCCCCCAGCCAGACAGGCCAGUCUGGGGAGCUCUGGGAAGGGCCCUCCUGGAGGAUACACACAAGCAGUGCUGAGCUGUUAUGUCCCUUGUCUAUUCACACUUGUGAGAUCGUUGAGGAUGAGGACGGGGCUAGUGGGAGGAUCUGCGGUGCCCCUGUGGGACUGGCCAUGUGUGAAGUCUCCCAACUUCAGAUCUCCCCUCUCCACCAGAGCCCUUCUGAGCUCCACACUGAGGCCCCAGCUCCACCAGAAGCCAUUCCCAGCUGCUUUGAGUCCCAAAGAAAGUGUGUCCUUGGCUAUGGUUUGGUCAGGGAUGGGAUUGGGGCCUCUCUCCCCAUGGUCACUAGAGUUUGUCCUGUCCUGGUUAGGAGGGACAGAGAUCCAUCAGCAGCUGGUGGAUCUCUGCUGAGCCCAGUGGCAAAUGUGGCCAGGUGGUCCCAGCUGGCAGCAGUGGUGGACCCCAGGUGGGUGCAGGUGGAACUCUGCCCGCCCCUGGGGCAAUGCUCUCUCUGUCUAGGUCAGAACUUCAGCCGGGACUGGUAUAUGGGAAGCCUGAGCUGUCCCUGUGCCUUGGAGACACGGAGGACUUGAGGCUCCAGCGUUGUCACUGAAAGCCUGCCAGGCCUUUCCCAUGCCCUCUCCCCCGUGGUAUGGCCUGGCGAUCACCAGGUAUGCUGAGCCUGCUGUGGAGCCGAAUGCUGGGUCUAUGCAAAGCUGUUUCCCAAGGCACAAUCCUGAGCCCUUUGUUUUAUGAGCUACUCCUAAUGCUGAAUGUCAUCCCAUUGUGGCCUCCACGGCUUCUCCACCAGAACUCGACCAGCACCUGAUUACAUGGAAAGGGGUCUUGGCAUUGGUGCACAUUGGUCCAUCCUGUUUUCUGCCCAUGGGCUGCAGUACUUCGGUUGAAUUCUGGGGUUUGUGCUUGAUGUGAUAUACAGCGAGUCAGACUGGAUGCUCUGACACUUUCUGUUCCGGCACUUCCUGUCCUGAACUCUUGCGGAAUGUUGCUGUUGAACAGUGGCCACAUUUCACUCCAGAGGUGGCUGCAUUGUGCGUGUGGAAUGGCCCUUGGGGAUGAGCACUAUAGAAAUGCUGCAGGCUCAGUCCAGAGUAAGGUGCUGCCCAAGAUGAACUCCUCGUCACUGCUGGAGGACAACUCCAUAGAGCCCCCGGUGCUGCUGACUGACAUCAAGACAGAGCCCCCCGAAGAGCUGCUGGCCAGUGACUGCAACCAGCCCCAGGCCGAGCCAGUGGACCUGUCACUCAACAAGCCCAAGGUGUCGCUGCAGUCCUCCACCCUGCUGCCCUCUUCCAUCAGGUCCUCACCCAUGCUUGUGGCGCCGCCCAUCCAGGCCCCCGUGGUCUCCAUGUCACCCACGGGGCUGGGCUCUUCGUCCGCCAUCCCCGCUGUGCUGUCCCCUGGCUCCAUCCUGGCCUCUACGCAGGGCAGCGGGGGCCAGCAGAUUCUGCACGUCAUCCACACAAUCCCCUCGGUCAACCUGCCCAGCAAGAUGGGCAACUUGCAGACCAUCCCAGUGGUGGUGCAGUCCCUGCCCGUGGUCUACACCACGAUGCCCACAGAUGGGGUCACCGCCGCCAUCACAGUGCCCCUCAUCGGCGGCGAUGGCAAGAAUGCUGGAUCUGUGAAAAUUGACCCCAGCUCCAUGUACCCCCUGGAGAUGAACAGCGACAGCGAGGACAGCGUCACAGAGAGCAGCUCAGCCCCCUUCCAGGACCUGCAGAGAGAGUCGCGGUCGCCUGUGGCCCGGAUGCAGCGGGCCGAGUCCCCCGACUUGAAGAAGAGGCGGAUUCACCAGUGUGACUUUGAGGGCUGCAACAAGGUGUACACGAAAAGCUCCCACCUCAAAGCACACAGAAGGAUACAUACAGGAGAGAAGCCGUACAAAUGCACCUGGGAAGGCUGCACCUGGAAGUUUGCCCGUUCUGACGAGCUCACCCGGCAUUUCCGCAAGCACACGGGCAUCAAGCCGUUCCGCUGCUCGGACUGUGACCGCAGCUUCUCACGCUCGGACCACCUGGCCCUACACCGCCGGCGGCACAUCAUGAUGUGAGGGGGGGGCUCCGGCUCCUCCAUCACCCCGCUCACCCCCGCUUCACCGGCCACGGCGAAGAGACUGCGAGACGGGAGGCACCGUCCCCAGCUUGAUUCAGCCUGGCAGCAGGCUGGAUGCCAGCUUGGCACCUGUGGCUGCCCACACCUGAGAAAGCAGACCUCCUACCAUGCACACGAGGGCUAGAACGAGGCUCUGGAGAGAAGCCUGCUCCCUCUCUUCUGUUCUCCUCCCCUUCCUUCAGUGGCUGGAAAGCCCCGGGAUUCCUUGAAAUGGCACCCAGCUCCUCAUCUGGCUUUGAUUUUUUUGCACAUUGCCUCCUCCUCCUGGGUCAGGAAACACAGUGGACGUCCGGCUCGUGUGAGCACAGCGCCAGCUUGUCCCAGCGCGACCCUGGCCUUGGCGAGCGAAUCAGACUGGCCAGACGGCGUCGCUGCUGGCAGAAGGCUGCUGCUGGGGGUUGGAUUGGGGGUUUGGCUCACGGCUAGGGGCUGGCUGUCUCCUACCAAUGGGCUGAUGCAAUAGGACUCCAUUCCGGUGAAGCUGGCACUGCUGCCUCUCCUGUUCGUUUGGCACGUCAAACAUGGCUUGUCCUAGCUGGUCCGUUGGACUCCCCGAGCUCCCGAGGCACUGCUGGCAUUGGAGAACCUGCCUGGCCUUGGCUUGAUCUCUCUCUUUUAUCAACACUUGGGUAACUGACCGUUAACGAAGAGGCCUCAUUAUGUGAGGACAAGGGGUUCGUGGUGUUACCUGAGGAGGGAGGGCCCGAGGAACAAAGAAAAGGGAAAACUUUGCGGAACACGGAACUGUGAUGAUUUUAUCUGAUUUUAGGGGUGGGUGGGUUGGGGACCCUGAAUUCUGCCCACGCUGCAGGACCAAGGAAUAGGACAGUAGAUGCGUUUCUAACUUAAACCUAGCAGCCUGGACACGGACUGUUGCAUUUUUCUAUUGCUCUUCUGGCCUGCAGAGGCUGAGCCGGCGCUGCCCUGUGCUCUUGGUGGACUCCUGGGGCGCUGUACUGGAUUGUUUUUGGACUUGAUCUUGGGGGGCUGACGGGGUGGCUGUGGGGCUGGCAAUACGUCCAUGCACAGUUGAUUUUUUUUUUUUUUUUUUUUUUUAAAGAAUUGCUUUUCCCCUUCCCUUCUGCAGGGGCGGAGCUAAGAACCUGAUGCCUUUCCAGAUGCUCCUUUUUGUGUCUGCAUCUUUCUCUCUGAUGGAUUUGAGUUUGGCAAAUACAGGGAUGGAGUGAGCCUGCCAGACAGCAUCUGUGCUGCCCUCGGGAGAGGGGGCAAGUGCGGUGGCUAGAAUUGGUGAGGGGAGGGAGCCGGGAAGGAGAAGAUCGUCAAGAUGAGGCAAACUGGAUCCUCGUUCUGCUACCAGCCUGGGCUAGGGCUGUGGUGUUCCAGCUAAAGCCAAGAGGCUGCCAGCAAUCCUGGUAUUGACACGAUGUGUAUGCUGAAGGAGAGAGACUGGGGAGUCCCGUUAAAUGUUUGCUGUCCCUGGCUCUGCUUAUCACAUUGUUUCCCCAUUGCUUCCCAGUCCAGCUCAGCACUGAGUUCACGUAGCCCACCCCCCACAACUGCAUUUCACUGAGCAGAUUCUCUUUCUUUCUUGCAUCCCUUUAUUUAAGAAGGCUCUUGAUCCAUAGAUGCUGACUCUGUGGGUGCUCCAGGGCUCAAGCACCCACUGAAAAAAAUAGGGGGUGCCCACUAGCUGCAGGUCCUGAUUAAUCUUUUGUGGGCCCUGGUGCCUGGACCAUGGCCCCGCCUGUGCUCCACCCCUGCUCAACCCUGAGGCCCCGCCCUCGCUUGGCCUCUCACCCACCCACAAAAACAAAAGUCAGUGCUUGUGUUUUGAUCGACUCGCCACCCACUGCAGCUCCUUCACGCCUCAGUGGAACCUGGAGCCAGUCCAUAGCAGGUGAGGAAGAGGCUUGUGGCCACUAUCUGCCUGUGGGUUGUGCAGCGAGAUCCCAAGCCCUGCCUCUGAUGCAGGCCAGCCCCCUAUGAAAUGAUCUCCCUAGGCAUUGCCCCUUCCUCCAAGGGCGUGAACAAGUCCUCCUGCAUGAGGGCAAAUCCCACAGGGCCUGCUGCCCUUUCUGCAGCUUGAAGCUGCAGGACGAUUGUUUUGGGUGAGGUUCCAGAUGGGCUGGUAUUUGAAAUUCCAUUUGGGUCACUUUGCAGCUUGCAGCUCCAUGAGGAAGUAAAUUUAUUUCAUCCAAACUUCAAUCAGCCUACCAGGAACACAAAUCUGCCUGGACUUUUCCCAUCCCCCACACUCCUGUUACCUGGGUGGCCUCAGUGUUGCCAACUCUGGCUGUUUUUGUUGUUUUUCUUAAAGCUGCAGGUCCUGGACUCAAGUGACAAUCUCAGCUUUCAUUGAAAAGCAAAGUUUUUCCUACCUUCACGGUUGUGGAGCAAACUUUGAAUACGUGACCUCUAAAGGCUCAGAGAGAAAAAAGCCCUGCCCCUUCCCCACCUCCCCCAAAAAAACCUGUUUUAUAAAAAUCUCAUGAUUUUUAAAUCAAUCUCAUGAAUUUUAUGGGGGAAGGGGAUUUGACUCAUGAUUUUUGAACGCUCAGGGUUGACAAUACUGAGAUGAGAUCUGGGAAGCUGACAGGUCAUGUGUUUUGAUUUAAUUUCUUCAAUCUGCUGUUUCCCGAGUGUCAGUGCAAAGCACACACAUGCACACGCAACAGAGCACAACAAGAAAGCGAGGAGGGCAAGAGAUGUCAAACGGAAUGUUAGCUCCCCUCUGCUGAGCAGGGCAGGCUUUGCUUUGGGAUUUUUACCAUGAAAUUUUAAAAUCUUGAGCUGUGAGAUAUUUGUACAAAACUGUUUGGCGUUUUUCUACAUGGGAAUAAUAUGGAAAGUAGAUGCGUUUUAUUGGUGUGUGUCUUGCUUUUAAAAAGGGGUUUUUUAUCUUUUGGUUGGUGGGAGGGAAAAGGCUGUAGUUUCAAUCCUACAUAAAAACAAAUCUCCCUUUCUUGGUUUUUGGCAUGAUCUCUAUGCUUGGGGGGCAGGGAUAGCUUAGUGGUUUGAGCAUUGGCCUGCUAAACCCAGGGUUGUGAGUUCAAUCCUUGAGGGGGCCAUUUAGGGAUUUAAUUGGGAACUGGCCCUGCUUUGAGGAGGGGGUUGGACUAGAUCUUCUGAGCUCCCUUCCAAACCUAAUAAUCUAUGAUUCUGUGAAAGGGAAGAAGUUGUCAACCACAAUUUUGGGUUCCAAAAUUUAGAUUUCACCCCCCCCACCCCCAAAUAAAUGAAUGAAAAAGGGCUUUUACAAAACAUAAGAGCAAUAGACCUAUUUCUAUGGAGUUUUAACAAUAUAAUUCUAAAGAAAAUAGCAUUUACAUUUGGAAUUUGGAAGUAGCCAUUUGAAAAUUUCUUUAAACAAAUAAGACCCUCCCUUGAAGUGUUUGCAGCCCAAACACUGCAGGGCUGGGAACCCAGAAGUGAAACAGGCUGCAAGCAGAAGUGAAAUGGACUUCCUGGGUUGGCAGUGUUGAGACAGAGAACUGUAGACUGCCUACAGACUCAAACAAUAUAAGAAAGAAUGGGAUGCUUCAAAUUGCCUUUGGAUACCAUAAUCUGAGAUGGUGUUAGUGGCCAAGGCUAUAUUAUUAAUAGAGCUGGUUUUGUGAAGAAGUUUUGAAAUUGUUUUCUCUUUUGCAAGGCUCAAAAUGAACCCAUUUAUUUUUACUAUUCCUCUCCCCUACCCCUUAAUUUGCCUUUUUUCAACAAAUUCAUUUCUUUCCAUUCCUAUUGAAAAUGGCAGGGGGUGAGGAAAAGGGGCACAGAAGAAAAGGAGAAAAAUAAAAUUAGAAAAACAAUACAUUUCAAAGAAAACAUUCAUGAAAACUUUCCAGAACAAUUUUUGGACAUGCACAAAUUUUUGAGAUGCAAAAAACUUGCAACCAGCUCUAAUACACAAACAUUGAAAGAUGGUGUUAUUGAUCUUAGCCUUGCUCAGUUGCUCUGUUUCACCCUCCUCUCCUUACACUACUAACUAGCUGCCUGCUGGAUUCAGUAGCUAGGAGCAUGCAAGGACAAACUGCUGGAGACUUCACUGCCUCAUCUACACUAUGAAAAAUAAAAUAACCAGAAGCCUGAUUUUUCAAAGUAGUCCCCAAGCCCUCCCACCGCUCGCAUGGAUUUCAGCUGAGUUGUGAGUGCUCAGUAUCUCAGACAAUUGAGCCCUACGGGCCGGGGCCCAGAUCCUCCAAAGUCUUUAGGUGCUUUACUCUUAUUGAAAUCCAUGGGCAUUAGGCCCCUAAAUACCUUGGACAGUCUGGGCCCAGAUCCUCAGCUGGUGUCAAUGAUCGUAGUUCCAUGGAAGUCAAUGGACCGCUGACGGUUUUACACCAGCAGAGGAUUUGGCCCUUUGGGUAUGUCUACACUGUGAUUAAAAAUCUGCGGCAUCGAGUCUCAGAGCCCACCCCCCUCGUGGGGUCUCAGAGCCCAGGCUCCAUCCCUAAUGUCUACACCGUAAUUGUAUAGCUCUGCAGCCCGACCUCCAUGAGCCGAGUCAGCUGACCCAGGCCAUCUGCAGCUGUGCCAUGGGCCUUUUACUGCAGUGUAGGCAGUGUAGACAGACGGGCUGUGUUUAAACUGUUGAGAAAUAUAGUUUGUUUCAGUGCGGAUUGGUUUUUUGCCUCUGAGGUGAGAGAGGAAAAGUUAAGGCCCCAGGUUCUUGUCUAUAGAUAUUUACCACGGUUAGAACUGAGAUCCUUGCCCUGAUUAUAAUGAGGGUUUUUUUCUGUGCCAUGUGGGGACAAAAAUACCCGAGUCAAGAUUUUCAAAAGUCACUUUGGGUGCCUCAAUUGUUAGGUGACCAGCUUCAGACUCCUUUUAAAGGGGCCUGGUUUCUGGAGGGCAGGUUUUGAACACUUCCAAACCCCUUUAAGCUGUCUCACGUUGGAGCCCCACCCAAAUCACCCUGUUUCCAACACACACUGGCCCAAACCAGGCUUCCCAGCAGUGUUUUGAAACUUGGUUAUGUUUGUAGACAGGAUAUAUUCAGGAGCCCGUCUGCUCCAAAGCAGUGUAGAUGGGUGCAAUUUAGGGCACUGUCUGUUGGCACGCCUGAACAAUCAGACCAUGCUUCCUCUCAAUCUGAAGCCCAACUGGGGUACUUAACUUCUGCUUCUGCUUGCACACGGCUCAGAAGGGAAAAUGCUACGUAGAGGAAUGAAGCAAACCUGGCGCUUGCUCAGUGGCUGAGUGAGCUAGGGUUGAGCAGGUCUCCUGCAUCUUCUGAUCCAGUAUUGUCACUGACUCAUUGGAUACACAACCAGGAAAGUAGAGCUCGCCGAGGUGUGAACUGUCUCGCCCAUCCAUGGGCUGUUAACUCUGAAGUGAUGACUCAUUCAGUGUCAGCAUCUGUGAACAAUGUCAGUGCUGGUUACCUGAGCUGCAGGAACAUCCAGCCACAGUGGGCUUGUGAGUGCAGGCUGAGCAAAGCCCUCACUACUCCCAUCCUACCGCGUCCCACCACAAAAAUUGGGUGAGGGCUGGAGCUUUGGGGGAUCACACUCUUCAUAUGUCAUGGUCCAAAUGUGAAUUGCAUGUGAUGGGACAAUGGCUUGAACAGAGGCAGAUCUCCUUGGGCCCACAUCCUCCCAGACAUUUAGGAUCAAUGGGAGGUGCCUAAACACCUAUGAGGAUCUGGGCCUUUCUCCAUCUUUCACUUGAUAAGACAGUGCUUUCUAGUGGUUAGAGCAGAAAUGCAGGGCUCAGGUCUCCUGGGUUCUAUUCCCAGCUCUGCCACAGAUGUGCGGUGUGACCUUGGGCAAGUCAUUUUUCUCUGCCUCAGUUUCCCCCAUCUGUCAAAUGGGGAUAAUAAUACUUAACCUACCUCACAGGGGUGUUGUGAGGCUUCCUUCGAUGUUUGAAAAGUGCUUUGAAAUCCUCGGAUGAAAGGUGCUAUGAAGUGCAAAGUAUUAUUAUUAUUUUAUUUUAAAAUAUUAAAUAACUUAUAAUGAAGUGCGCGCGUGCCGUGGGCUUGUGUGGGCUGCAGGCGAUGUGAAAGCUGCAAUGACAGGCACUUAGUGCAAGUGGUGUGUGAUGCCAUUUGAAACCCUCUCCUUUCCAGCUGUGCAUCAUACCGGCUUCCUGGGUCUGGUGCUUCCCAGACAGCUGAGACGCGGUGAUGGGACUGCCGCCCUCAGCAGCUCAGACCUGCUUCCCCAGCCCUGCCCCACUAGCUGCUUCUGGCAUCAUCUGCCCUGAGAGAAGCACCUCAGUGAGCUUGCCGUCAGCUGGGGGGUACUUACUGUAAAUCUGGCCCCUCGCUGUUCUCUGUCCAGGACCCUUUUGCCCUAGUUGUUGGCAUAUGGGGAGGGGGGGUAUGUAAAUCAGCUCCCCAAAUUCUCGGGUUUUGCUCUUAUUUUUGGAUCAAACCGAAACUGCUCUUCCCCUACCUCUAACUGGGCUGUGUUCCCAGCCCUGCCUGGGAGAUCCUCUUGGCCCUACUGGUGUAGUGUUACUAACUGACAGUCAGAGAGUUAAUGGCACCAGUGGAACGUGCUGGGAAUGGAGAUUUGGCUGGCUCUGUGUUGUCGCGACUCCGGUUGAGUUUUCUGUUCAUGGCUAGUUCUUUCCCUGCUCACUGUGGAUUUGUUUUAGCUGAUCUGUAUCUCUGCAUCCUUUCUGCUGCUGCUCCUUAUCUUUCCCUGGGUCCAUUAUUUUAGUGAUGCGUCAUACGGACGCAACCCCACCCUGCAAACGGUAAGUUCAGUAGUGGCUCCAAGCCAGAUCCUAGCCCUACAGAAAGACUGAUUGGAAAAGCAAAAGCCUGCAGUAGGUUCGCAUGACUGAGCAAUUGCUCUUUCUCCUGCCCCCAACCCUCUUUUGGGGCCUUGCACUCCUACAGCCCAGAGAAGAUGAAGUGGUUUGGAUGGGAUGGUUGUUGUGACCCUGUGUAUUGAGUGAUCUUACCCAGUUUGAUUGUUGUACUGUUUUUUUUUUUUUAUUAAUAAAAUGGUAUUUUAAACUUG
Gopherus flavomarginatus (Mexican gopher tortoise) is the source of this 10160-nucleotide messenger RNA. RefSeq names its product KLF transcription factor 8 (gene KLF8). Bases 2096 to 3166 code for a protein of 356 amino acids. The transcript is spliced from 6 exons. Lineage: Eukaryota; Metazoa; Chordata; Testudines; Testudinidae. Gene Ontology annotation, molecular function: RNA polymerase II cis-regulatory region sequence-specific DNA binding; DNA-binding transcription factor activity, RNA polymerase II-specific. The record is from RefSeq and is a predicted model, not a curated record. Gene Ontology annotation, biological process: regulation of transcription by RNA polymerase II.